Molecule: messenger RNA, 1664 nt
Organism: Hibiscus syriacus
Lineage: Eukaryota; Viridiplantae; Streptophyta; Magnoliopsida; Malvales; Malvaceae
Product: UDP-galactose/UDP-glucose transporter 5B-like
Exons: 11
Coding region: 338-1381 (347 amino acids)
Biological process (GO): transmembrane transport
Cellular component (GO): endoplasmic reticulum membrane; Golgi membrane
Molecular function (GO): 3'-phosphoadenosine 5'-phosphosulfate transmembrane transporter activity
Source: RefSeq, a predicted model, not a curated record
UUCCCCAAAAAAAGCCGCCUAGCAUUUUCUUACACCGCGAGGAUUAAAGAGAGAGAAAACUAGAGACGGCAGCUGAAACUCUCGGCGGCUUAAAACGACACUAACUACGAUCUGCCCAAAGCUUUAAACGGCAACUCUUAUGUCAUCUCAGGCUCAUCUCUCCACUUCUUCCUCUGCUUUUAAAACCCUCACCUUCUCUUCCUUACUCUACUUGUCCCCGGGGAGAAGUCUUUGCUUUGAUCGUCUCCGUACAUUUCUAGGCGGUUAUCUUUUCUUUCUUAUUUUCUCUUGGAAAAAUUGAAGUUUCAUAAAUUGAAUUGUUUUGACUUACUUCCGAAUGGCUGGACCUUUGCCGACGACGAACGGGGUGAAGGAAAGCAACUUAUGGAAAGGAGUUUUCGCUGUUAGUGGAAUCAUGGUUACUCUUGUUAUCUAUGGAGUUUUACAGGAAAAGAUCAUGAGAGUCCCAUAUGGGGUGAACAAGGAAUAUUUUAAGUACUCAUUGUUUCUCGUUUUCUGCAACCGCCUAACAACAUCUGCUGUUUCUGCUGGUUUUUUACUGGCAAGUAAGAAAGCCUUGGAUCCUGUUGCUCCAGUCUAUAAGUACUGCCUCAUAUCAGUAUCAAACAUCCUAACCACAACAUGUCAGUAUGAGGCCCUAAAGUAUGUCAGUUUUCCCGUUCAGACUCUGGCUAAGUGUGCAAAAAUGAUACCUGUAAUGAUAUGGGGAACUUUCAUUAUGCAAAAGACAUAUAAGGGAUUGGACUAUUUGGUAGCGUUUCUGGUGACUGUAGGCUGUUCAAUAUUUAUACUAUUUCCGGCAGGAACUGACAUCAGUCCUUACAGCAAAGGAAGAGAAAAUACAGCUUGGGGUGUUUCUCUGAUGGUUGGUUAUCUUGGGUUUGAUGGUUUUACAAGCACAUUCCAAGACAAAUUAUUCAAAGGAUAUGAUAUGGAAAUACACAAUCAAAUAUUCUAUACAACAUUGUGUUCUUGUAUUCUCAGUUUGACAGGUCUUAUAUUACAGGGACAUUUACUUUCAGCUAUAGAUUUUGUUUAUCGCCACACUGAUUGUUUCCUUGAUAUUGUAUUACUUUCUACUGUAGCUACAAUUAGUCAAUUCUUCAUUUCUUACACGAUUCGAACAUUUGGCGCCCUCACAUUUGCUGCCAUAAUGACCACAAGACAGCUUGUGAGCAUCAUGCUGUCAUGCGUGUGGUUCGGCCAUCCCCUUAGUUGGGAACAAUGGAUCGGGGCAGUCAUUGUGUUUGGCUCCUUGUAUACUAAAAACGUCCUCAAAAAAUUAUCAAUGAAUCCCCCUGCUCCACAACAAGAACAAAGACAGAACGGUGCUUCUAGUCCCAUCAAAGGGAUCCCUUAAUAUCAUCUGAUCAAUUUUUCGCACCAGUUGCUGCAUCUAGUUCUAUUCAAGUAAACAUUUGCUGAUGUUAAAGUUGCAUUCUGAAGCAUAUACCUCCAAGACUCGUGUCCGAACGAUCUCUUGAAAUCCAAGCUGCAGAUGCAUUUUAGUGAAGGGAUACGAAUUAUGAAACUACACUUGAAGUAAAGCACAAAAUCGCUCUUUGUUUUUUUACAAAAGGAAUUAGAUGUAUAUGCAACUGCUGAGGCUUAUACUGUGGACUUUUUUUCUAUAAACAUAGUAA